CUGCAUUCGAUUCGCGAACGUCAGAAAGAGACGACCGCUCGGCAUCGUACUAGGCGAGCGAGAGGCGAGAGGAACCUCAAUCUUUUCCAAGAUUCAACGUGGGGUGAUCGGUUCGGUGUUGUGUCUGUGUUUAAGUUAAAUAAUUUCUAACCGUUCUUGGUGCGGGUGUAAUAUUCCAUCAUGAGCGGAAUGAUAAGAUUAACUAGGUUGUUUACGAAAAAUACAUUGUCUUGGUCAAAACCAGUAAUUGCAAGUCGAAAACUUCACUUUGCUGUUGGUGAAAAAUCAAAGGCACAUGUAAGCAGUGAUAUUGUAAGCAAAGAAUACAAAGUCAUUGACCAUGACUUUGAUGCAGUUGUUGUUGGAGCUGGAGGUGCUGGCCUUCGGGCUGCCUUUGGUCUUGUCGCUGAAGGUUUCAAAACUGCAGUUAUAACAAAAUUAUUUCCCACGAGAUCACACACAGUUGCUGCACAAGGUGGCAUUAAUGCUGCUUUAGGAAACAUGGAGGAGGACAAUUGGCAGUGGCACAUGUAUGAUACAGUUAAAGGAUCAGAUUGGUUAGGAGAUCAAGAUGCAAUUCACUAUAUGACUAAAGAAGCACCCAAAGCUGUCAUUGAAUUAGAAAAUUAUGGAAUGCCUUUUAGCAGAACAAAUGAAGGAAAAAUAUAUCAAAGAGCUUUUGGAGGUCAAAGUUUGAAGUUUGGAAAAGGUGGUCAAGCUCACAGAUGUUGCGCAGUGGCUGACAGGACUGGUCAUUCGCUAUUGCAUACAUUGUAUGGUCAAUCACUUCGCUACGACUGUAAUUAUUUUAUCGAAUAUUUUGCAUUGGAUUUAUUAAUGGAGGACGGAGAAUGUCGAGGUGUUAUUGCUCUCUGCUUAGAAGAUGGUACAUUACACAGAAUUCGUGCAAAGAACACUGUUUUGGCGACUGGUGGUUAUGGACGAGCAUAUUUUUCAUGCACUUCAGCACAUACCUGCACAGGUGAUGGCACCGGUAUGGUAGCCAGAGCUGGAUUACCAGCACAAGAUUUAGAAUUUGUGCAGUUCCAUCCUACAGGUAUUUAUGGAGCUGGCUGUUUAAUUACUGAAGGAUGCAGAGGUGAAGGUGGAUUUUUGGUAAAUUCUCAAGGAGAGAGAUUUAUGGAACGAUAUGCACCUGUUGCAAAAGAUUUGGCCAGUAGAGAUGUGGUUUCUAGAUCAAUGACAAUUGAAAUCAAUGAAGGUCGCGGUGUAGGACCUGAGAAAGAUCACGUUUUAUUGCAAUUACAUCACUUACCAGCUGAACAAUUAGCGAGCAGACUUCCUGGUAUUUCCGAGACAGCUAUGAUAUUUUGUGGUGUUGAUGUUACUCGUGAGCCAAUCCCCGUUUUACCAACAGUGCAUUAUAAUAUGGGAGGAGUACCCACAAAUUACAAAGGACAAGUCUUAAUUAAUGUUGAUGGGCAAGACAAAAUUGUGCCUGGCUUAUAUGCUGCUGGUGAAGCAGGAUGCGCUUCCGUGCAUGGAGCUAAUAGAUUGGGUGCUAACUCCCUGCUGGAUUUAGUUGUUUUUGGACGUUCUUGUGCUUCAACAAUUGCUGCUGAAAACAAACCUGGCGAGAAAUUCGGGUCUUUGAGCAAGAAUGCGGGUGAACAAUCUAUUGCAAAUUUGGAUACAUUAAGGAACGCUAGCGGUAGCAUUUCUACAGCCGACUUAAGAUUGCAACUUCAGAAAACAAUGCAAACGCAUGCCGCUGUAUUCAGAGAGGAAAAAACAUUGAAAAAAGGUUGUGAACUUACAUCUGGUCUAUACAAACAAAUGAAAGACUUGAAGUUAUUCGAUAGAAGUCUGAUUUGGAAUUCAGAUUUAGUGGAGGCUCUUGAAUUACAAAAUUUGAUGAUCUGUGCUAGACAAACAAUUGUAGCCGCUGAAAAUCGUAAAGAAAGCCGAGGUGCCCAUGCUAGAGAUGACUACAAAGUCAGAUGUGAUGAAUUUGAUUAUAGUAAACCAUUAGACGGACAAACUCGUAAACCAAUGACGGACCAUUGGAGAAAACAUACAUUGACAACUGUCAAUAUCGACACAGGUGAUGUGAAUAUUACUUAUAGACCUGUAAUAGAUAAUACAUUGGAUUCUAAAGAAUGUGCUACAGUACCACCGGCAAUUAGAUCAUAUUAAAGAAGAAUAUUCUUUUGUAUAUUUUUGAUUUGAAAGUAAGAGUUUAACUUGAAGGUGUACAAUUUGAGUAAGAGCUCAUAAGUAUUACUAGCCAAGAUCUAUAUAACAUUAUUGAAUGAUAUGUACAUAAGUUAUGAAAUCAUGUAAAUUAUUUAUUUUCAGAAUUAAUUUAA
Messenger RNA from Ctenocephalides felis (cat flea), 2330 nucleotides. It is a transcript of the gene SdhA, whose product is annotated as succinate dehydrogenase [ubiquinone] flavoprotein subunit, mitochondrial. Gene Ontology annotation, biological process: tricarboxylic acid cycle; mitochondrial electron transport, succinate to ubiquinone. Gene Ontology annotation, molecular function: succinate dehydrogenase (quinone) activity; flavin adenine dinucleotide binding; electron transfer activity. The transcript is spliced from 9 exons. The coding region runs from base 181 to 2157 and encodes 658 amino acids. Lineage: Eukaryota; Metazoa; Arthropoda; Insecta; Siphonaptera; Pulicidae. The record is from RefSeq and is a predicted model, not a curated record.